This is a messenger RNA of Argentina anserina (silverweed cinquefoil), 1816 nucleotides long. Its product is annotated as protein NRT1/ PTR FAMILY 1.1-like. Gene Ontology annotation, molecular function: transmembrane transporter activity. Lineage: Eukaryota; Viridiplantae; Streptophyta; Magnoliopsida; Rosales; Rosaceae. The record is from RefSeq and is a predicted model, not a curated record. Gene Ontology annotation, biological process: transmembrane transport; oligopeptide transport. The transcript has 4 exons. Gene Ontology annotation, cellular component: plasma membrane. Bases 1 to 1779 code for a protein of 592 amino acids.
AUGGUUGUAAGAGAAAUUAUGGAGCAACCCAAAGCUGAAGUUACAAGCAAGAAGCUGGGUGGCCUUAGAACCAUGCCUUUCAUAAUAACAAAUGAGGCACUUGAAAAGGUUGCGAGCAUUGGUCUUCAAGCAAAUAUGAUCUUCUACUUGAUGUAUGAAUAUCACUUGGAGGUAGCCACUGGAGCGAGCAUUCUGUUUUUGUGGACAUCCCUAUCGUAUUUAACGCCUAUCAUUGGGGCUUUUCUCUCUGAUUCUUGGUUGGGUCGGUUUCGUGUGAUCACUUUGGGAACUAUCAUUAGCCUACUUGGAAUAGUUAUAUUAUGGUGUACAGCAAUAUUCCCAAAAGCAAGGCCAGUCCAUUGUAAUAUGCUAUCUGGAGAAAAAUGCCAUUCACCAAAGCCGGCUCAGCUUUUGCUUUUGUUGUUCUCAUUUGUCCUAAUGUCCAUCGGAUCUGGCGGUAUCAAACCUUGUUCCAUGGCCUUCGGUGCAGACCAAAUGGAAAAUCCUGAAAACCCGAAGAAUGCUAGCAUCAUGCAGAUCUUCUUCAAUUGGUACUAUGCAUCAGUUGGUCUCUCAGUUAUGAUUGCAGUGACAGUUAUGGUUUACAUUCAAGACUCAGCUGGCUGGGUUGUGGGUUUUGGAGUUCCUGCAGGAGUCAUGUUGGUGUCUACUAUCUCCUUUUUACUUGGUUCUUCCGUGUAUGUCAAAGUGUCUGCAAACAAGAAAUUGUCUGCUGGAUUUCUGCAAGUGAUUGCUGCAGCUUGGAAAAACAGGCACUUAAACUUGCAGCCGACGAAUUCUGAUGGAUGGUAUAUUCUCAGAGGUUCCAAGCUUGUCACCCCAACCAACAAACUCAGUUAUCUGAACAAAGCCUGCAUGAUUACAAAUGCUGAGAAGGACUUAAGCCCUGAUGGGUUGGCCAAAGAUCCAUGGAGUUUGUGCACCGUUAGACAAGUAGAGGAGCUGAAGGCACUCAUCAACGUCCUGCCGAUAUGGUCCACCGGCAUUAUUAUUGGGGUGGUCAUGAACCAAAACUCAUUUCCUGCCGUCCAAGCAGGCACCAUGGAGAGGCAUAUCUUCCCUCACAUGAAACUCCCAGCAGCAUCCUUCUCCAUCUUUGGAAUUCUCACUCUCACAAUAUGGGUGGUAAUUUACGACAGGCUUCUAGUUCCAUUGAUAUCAAAGUACACAAAGAGGCCUCGUGGAUUGACUCGCAAGCAACGAAUAGGUGCAGGGCUAGUACUCUCUUGCUUCGCAACCACAGUGGCCGCAGAGGUGGAGAGGCAUAGACGAAGCACUGCAAUCAAAGAAGGCUUUGCAAACAACGAGCAUGGCGUAGUGACUAUGUCUGCAAGGUGGUUAGUGCCACAGUACUGCUUGAGUGGACUAGCCGAGGCGUUCAAUGUCAUAGGGCAGAUAGAAUUCUACUACUCUCAGUUCCCAAAGAGCAUGGCUAGCAUUGCUGUGGCUCUUUUCACACUUGGGUUUGGACUAGGAAGUUUGCUUGGGAGUCUCAUAGUGACUGUUAUGAAUGAUGUGACAAAGAAAUGGGGAGUCAGUUGGGUUUCAAGCAACCUCAACCAGGGUCACUAUGAUUACUACUAUUUGGUUCUUACCGUCAUGAGCGUGGUUAAUUUCUUGUAUUUUUUACUGUGUAGUUGGGCAUAUGGGUCCUGUGAGGAUAAAACGAUUUGGGAUGAGGGUGAUUAUGAUGAAGACAUGAAAGGGGAAGAAAUGCACAAGUCAGGAGAGUAUCAAGUUGAUGCAUCUGUUGCUUGACUCUAUUUGUUUUGAUGAACCCCAAAAUGACACUGGG